Molecule: messenger RNA, 1191 nt
Organism: Verruconis gallopava
Lineage: Eukaryota; Fungi; Ascomycota; Dothideomycetes; Venturiales; Sympoventuriaceae
Exons: 2
Coding region: 1-1191 (396 amino acids)
Source: RefSeq, a predicted model, not a curated record
AUGUCUGACUUUGCUACUCUGCUUAACGAAUAUACUAGAAGAGACAGUCCCAGGAUUCACGGGAUAUUAGCAAAGUGCUAUGAUAAAAAUGGCAAAGAAAUAUAUAGCAAGGUAUCAGGGUAUGAAUCACUGGAUCCCCGAGCUGCACCUCUGAAGGAGGACGCUGUGUUCAAGUACACGAGUGCCACAAAACUGAUCAGCAGCAUUGCUCUCCUCCAAUGCAUAGAUGAUGGUUUGAUUUGUAUCGACGAGCCUUUAGACAAGAUUGUGCCUGAGCUAGGUCGUCGCAUUAUCAAAGGUUUAUGCCCCCAGACGGGCGACCUUGUGAUCGAAGAGACGCAAAACCGAAUCACCCCAAGGCAUUUGCUUACCCACACAUCUGGGCUUGCAUAUUGGUUCCUUGAUCCGCUCUUGAUGCGCUGGAAACAGACCGCUCAAGGGUCUAGACUCUCGACGUCGUUGAUGGUGCACGAACGUUGCGACAAUCCGCUCGUUUUCGAGCCUGGUCAAGGCUGGUGCUAUGGUGUUGGUCUCGACUGGGCUGGAGUGAUCGUAAAGCGUCUACACGGUAUAUCGCUCGAGGAAUAUAUGAUUGAGCAUAUAUGGAAGCCAGUCGGAUUGUCUGCUCCCUUCCCAACAUUCUGCAUCUCCUCUUCAGCGGAAUACCAGACUCGCUUGAUGGCUGGUGCAGAGCGCGCGCCAGACGGUGGUUUGCGACCGUACAACUUCUGGCAAGGAGACAACGCAGUUGACCAGGACGGUGGUCAUGGGCUGAGCGGAACUGCUAGAGAUUGGUUGCUGGUGCUGGCGGACAUUGUGUCGGACUCACCCAAGCUCCUCAAACCCGAAACGGCCGCACUCAUGUUUGAGCCGCAGAUUGAGAAAAAUUCUCCGGCCAUGCCAAUGCUAAGACAAUUUCGUCCUGCAUGGGAGCUCAUUGCUGGACCAGUGCCAGACGAUGCAAUCAACCACGGACUUGGAGGAGUACUUGUUACUGAGGAAUUUGCAGCUUUGAAUCAACCAAGGAACUUACUUGGCUGGGGAGGGGCAGGAAACACGGUGUGGUUUGCCAGCAAGGAGAAAGGAGUGGCCGGUUUCUUCUCAACUCAGCUACAUCCAUUUUCCGACCCUGCUGUGAAGCAGCUGGUCAACGCCUGGAAGAAGGAUUUUUGGUCAUCAUUGCCAUAUUAG